AUGGAUGAUUAUAAGAUUUUCGAGGAUUAUUUACUACAGGACUUUGAUUCUGUCUCGACUUUGCUGGCUAGAGGUGAUGAAGAUGUUAAGAUAGAGUUAUGUUCACACUAUGCUGCGCUAAGACUUAAGCGCUUUUUCCGUUGGGGACAAAUGAAAGAUUUAGAAGAAUCUAUUGAAAAAGCAAAACUGGCCGUAGAGAGAACAACUUACAGGCAUAAACAUCUGGCAGAAAGGCUGAACAACUUAGCGGUUGGGCUUGUGAGCCGAUACGAACGCACAGGCAAGAUAGAGGACCUGGAAGAGGCAAUUCUAGUAGCAAGACAGGCGGUCGAGGUUACGCCAGACGACCAUCCUAAUCUAGCAGCUGGGCUAAACAACCUAGGAAAUAAACUCGGUCACCAAUAUGAACGCACAGGCAGAAUAAAGGACCUAGAAGAGGCAAUCCGAAUAGCAAGACAGGCGGUCGAGGUUACGCCAGACGACCAUCCUAAUCUAGCAGCUGGGCUAAACAACCUAGGAAAUAAACUCGGUCACCACUAUGAACGCACAGGCAGAAUAAAGGACCUAGAAGAGGCAAUCCAAGUAGCAAGACAGGCAGUCAAGGUCACGCCGGACGACCAUCUUGAUCUGGCAGCUUGGCUGAACAACCUAGGAAACAAACUCAGUUGCCAAUACGAACGUAUAGGCAGAAUAAAGGACUUAGAAGAGGCAAUUCGAGUAACAAGACAGGCGGUCAAGAUCACGCCGGACGACCAUCCUGAUCUGGCAGGAAGGCUGAACAACCUAGGAACCGAACUCGAAAGCCGAUACAAACGCACAGGCAAGAUAGAGAACCUUGAAGAGGCAAUCCGAGUAACAAGACAGGCGAUCAAGGUCACGCCGGACGACCAUCCUAAUCUAGCAGCUGGGCUAAACAAUCUAGGAACCAAACUCGAGAGCCGAUACGAACGCACGGGCAGGAUAGAAGACCUAGAGGAGGCAACCCGAGUAGCACGACAGGCGGUCAAGGUCACGCCGGACGACUAUCCUAAUCUAGCAGAAAGGCUGAACAAUCUAGGAACCAAACUCGAAAGCUGGUACGAACGCACAAGAACUAAACUCGGUCGCCGAUUCGAACGUACAGACAGAAUAGAGGACCUGGGAGAGGCAAUCCGGGUAACAAGACAGGCGGUCGAGAUCACGCCAGACGACCAUCCUGAUCUGGCAGGAAGGCUAAACAAUCUAGGAAAUAAACUCGGUCGCCAAUACGAACGUACGGGCAGAAUAGAGGACCUGGAAGAGGCAAUCCAAGUAGCAAGACAGGCGGUUAAGGUUACGCCGGACGACCAUCCUAAGCUGGCAGCUGAGCUAAAUAAUCUAGGAAACAAACUCGAAAGCCGAUACGAACGCACGGGCAGAAUAAAGGACCUAGAAGAGGCAAUCCGAAUAGCAAGACAGGCGGUCAAGGUCACACCUAAUGACCAUCCUGAUCUGGCAGCUUGGCUGAACAACCUGGGAACUAAACUCAGUCGCCAAUACGAACGUAUAGGCAGAAUAGAGGACUUGAAAGAGGCAAUCCGGGUAGCAAGACAGGCGGUUGAGGUUACUCCGAACGACUAUCCUAAGCUGGCAGCUAGGCUAAAUAACCUAGGAAACACACUAGGUUGCCGAUACAAUCACAUAGGUAAGAUAGAGGACCUAGAAGAGGCAAUCCGAGUAGUACGACAGGCGAUCGAGGUCACGCCAGACGAUCAUCCUGAUCUAGCAACUUGGCUGAACAAUCUGGGAAACAAACUCGAAAGCCGAUACAAAUGGAUGGGCAAGAUAGAGGACCUGGAAGAGGCAAUCCGAGUAGCACGACAGGCGGUCGAGAUCACGCCGGAUGACCAUCCUAAUCUAGCAGGAAGGCUGCACACCUUAGCACAUCAUCUCCUAUCGUCCAGGCCCUCUAACAGCCUUGAAGCCUUAAAAGCUCUCUUGCACGCUUGGAGUUGUCACAGUGCGAUUCCGUCGGUUCGUGUCAGAUCCUCUGCCCUGGCAGUGCAACUGCUUCAAAGUCGAGGCGACCACGAACGUGCUUACAAGCUAUCGACAGAAACUAUCGAUCUCCUACCACUCAUACAUAACAGAUCUUUGAGCCACCAGGACCAACAAUAUGUUGUCUCUGAUUUCUCUGGACUAGCCACAAGUGCCUGCUCUCUUGCGUUAGAGCUAGGAGAACCGCCAGAAAAGGCUGCAGAUAUCCUAGAGCGAGGACGCGGCCUCAUUCUUAGUCUCCUGAUCGAUGAUCGGAGCGACAUAUCCGAGCUAGAAGCAGCCUAUCCCGAACUUUGUGGGCGUUAUGAGAAUCUUCGCUCGGAAGUGAACACCCCUGUUGAAAGUGCCACAGACCAGCGCACACGCAAUAUGGCUCUUGAAAGACGGACAAAGGCAAUUGAGGAACUAAAUGAAUGCAUACGAGUUAUUCAACAACUUCCGGACUUCAGCCAAUUCCAAAAAGGACUUACUGCCAGGCAGAUGCAAGACUCUUCAGCGGACGGCUGCAUUGUUUUCAUAAAUCUUACUGAUCUCAGAGGCGACGCCAUCAUCAUAACUCCAAAUGGCUUCAAAGCUCUCCCUCUUGUCCAUUUCGAUGCGAUCCAAGCAGAGAGCUGGAUCAAUCAAAACCUUACCGCGUUUUCGUCGGCGAUCCAAGCAGAGAGCUGGAUCAAUCAAAACCUUACCGCGUUUUCGUCGGACGACCAUGGCCAGAAACAAAAGUAUUUCCGCCAAUUUUUAUCAUGGUUGUGGCAAAGAUGCAUCAAACCAAUCUUAGAUGAGCUACGUUAUCCUAUUCAGUAUUCCGCAGAAAGCUUACCAAGAAUAUGGUGGAUCGGAACUGGACUUGCCAGCUCUUUCCCAUUUCAUGCGGCAAGCGAUCGCUCUGCUGGAGUGACAGAAAGUGCUUAUGAUCGUGUCAUUUCGUCCUACAGCCCGUCUAUCAAGGCGCUGAUUCAUGCUAGAGGACCUGUUCAUAUGACGGCUGUUUCACGUAGUGACCGUCCAAAAGCACUAAUCGUCACUAUGCCCCAGACACCCGAUGCCAAAGAUCUUCCGGGAACGAGCGAAGAGAAAUCUGUGGUGACAGCAGCGUUAGGAGGCCCUUGGCACAUAACAGCCCUAGACCAACCCGAUGUCGCUACCGUCAUGGAACAGAUUCAAAAAUGCAACAUCGCGCAUCUUGCUUGCCACGGAGUGUCAAACCAGACUGACCCUUCAGAAAGUGGUCUGUUACUGCAGACAGCCGGGACGGCCGCUGGAAAGCCAAGACAGGAUAUCCUCCGUGUUCGCGAAGUAUGUCAAGCCUAUCUCCCUCGGGCUGAAAUUGCGUACCUUUCCGCAUGUUCGACUGCUGAGAACCGGGCUGCAAAGCUGGUAGAUGAGGCACUUCAUGUCGUCAGUGGAUUUCAAGUCGCUGGGUUCAGGCAUGUGAUCGGGUGUCUGUGGCCGUCGAGUGAUCGAGUAUGUGUGCAGGUUGCGAAGUCGUUCUACUCCGAGCUCGGUCAAUAUGGGGGACGUGGACACAAAGAUAGGGCUAUUGCGCUGGCAUUGCAUAAGGCUGUCAAGGGAGUUUGCGAAGGCGAUGAGUAUGGGAAACGACCACUGUACUGGGCGCAGUAUGUCCAUUUCGGCGCAUUACUGGGCGCAAUCAUCCAUUCGGCUAGCUGCAACAUCAUACAGGCCGAUUAA
Molecule: messenger RNA, 3708 nt
Organism: Endocarpon pusillum Z07020
Lineage: Eukaryota; Fungi; Ascomycota; Eurotiomycetes; Verrucariales; Verrucariaceae
Exons: 3
Coding region: 1-3708 (1235 amino acids)
Molecular function (GO): protein binding
Source: RefSeq, a predicted model, not a curated record